Messenger RNA from Seriola aureovittata, 1087 nucleotides. RefSeq names its product TSEN15 tRNA splicing endonuclease subunit (gene tsen15). The transcript has 4 exons. Gene Ontology annotation, biological process: tRNA splicing, via endonucleolytic cleavage and ligation. The record is from RefSeq and is a predicted model, not a curated record. NCBI's taxonomy places the organism in Eukaryota, Metazoa, Chordata, Actinopteri, Carangiformes, Carangidae. Gene Ontology annotation, molecular function: nucleic acid binding. The coding region runs from base 109 to 555 and encodes 148 amino acids.
GAAACCUGAGAACACGGACCACACAUGCCGUGACAGCAGCGGUGUGUCGGACAUUAGAUUGUGAUUAAUGAGCCGGUGCUUUGCUUGUAGAUACGUUGAGGAGUUAAAAUGUCUGAGGCGUCAGAGAAAGCUUCACCUCAGAACUGGAUCCUGCUGCAUCCAGCGUAUCAGCAGAUGAAGGAUCUGGAGGUUGGGGACAGCGCCCAGGUGCAUGCAGCUUUUCUCGUGUACAUGGAUCUUGCUGAGGUGCGUCAGUGGAAAGAGGUGACCUGUGUCAAGAUUCCUGAACUUCAGGCGGUUUUGCUGGAAGGGAGAGAGAAGGAAGGAGCACCCAUCCAGACUGUCCUUCCUCUGCCUGUUCACCGAUCUCUGUGCCACAAAAGCAUACGACACGUGCUGGACAGAGGCUUUCCCAUGCUGCUGUGUGCGGUGGCGUCUGACUCCACCCUGGUCUACCAGAGAAUGACUGAUGGGCUGGUGACGCCUGACCCUCCUGUAGGCCCCUUCCAGGAUGUGGGGCGCCGACAUCACCGGAAGAGACGGCAGAAGAACUGAGCAGCUGGAGGGAGAAGCUGAUGAACCACGGAAGGACGGGCUGACGAUGUGGAAGCAGGUACAACUGGACGCUUCCACGGUGGCCCUCCAGGUGCUGUGUGUGGCUGCUAGGCCCAGCCAAUCAUUCCCUCUCAAUAAGAAGUCAGUGGCCUCAUCCAACCAGUGGAGUCCAGUGAUUUUCAAAAUAAUGUCUUCUUGUGACCCACUGACAUUUAUCUUGUGACUCGUCGGCCGUAGUUUUUGGGAGGUUUUUGUUGCGCUGUCAGCAAAGCUGAAAGGGGCUCUUUGAGUGCAGUCAGGGUCGUGCUCACAUAGACGGGUACUUUGUGUGGUCACGUGCAGUUUACGCCGUGCCUCCCUCGUGACCUUCAAAUGGCACCUAAUGAGCUGGAUCACAGGACAUCCACGAAACUUUUUGGGAGCAUUACAACAGAGUCCAACUGAUACUGGACUGACACUGAUACAGAUUUUGAUAUUUUAAAGUUAUAUUUGAUUAUCAAGAGAAAUAUAAUAUAAACAUUUUUGAUAAAGA